This is a messenger RNA of Brienomyrus brachyistius, 4363 nucleotides long. RefSeq names its product CLN8 transmembrane ER and ERGIC protein (gene cln8). Gene Ontology annotation, biological process: lipid homeostasis. NCBI's taxonomy places the organism in Eukaryota, Metazoa, Chordata, Actinopteri, Osteoglossiformes, Mormyridae. The transcript has 2 exons. Gene Ontology annotation, cellular component: membrane; endoplasmic reticulum. The coding region runs from base 1022 to 1861 and encodes 279 amino acids. The record is from RefSeq and is a predicted model, not a curated record.
AAUCAAAGUCACGUGAUAGCAUCGGGUAACAGUAAGCUCAAAGUGUCGCUGGAGCUUGUGCUUAUCGCUGGGGUUUAGCAGAAGUUGUGGUAUGUUGUUCUCUGCCUGCUAUGUUUCUUUUAAAAUGUCUGUGCUGGUAUAUGCAUGCGUAUUUUAAUUAGUCGUAAUAGUUCGCGUUAACGUAGUCGUAUUUACGGCAGUCUGGAAACGACUCUCUUUUUGCAUUGUACGUCCAUCGUCAGUUUCUCUCAAGAGAAAAUAAAGUGACAAGAGUUAAAGCGUAAAAUAUAUUUUCCUCGCUUUGUGACCUGACAUCUGUACGUGUGUUAUUGGGUCAAUCAGUAUUCCUGUAUAUUUUCUUUUGUCACGUAUAAUAUAUAAGUGCGUUUGUUUAUAUUUAUUUGCCUAUUUGUGAUAAUCACGUGUAUAAUCAUAUACUUUGGAUAAAUGAGUUCGUGGUUUUAUGUGUGUAUGGAUGUUUUAAAAUUUAAUAUUUCAUUGAAGUUUGUUGUCACUUUGAAUUAAUGAAAGUAUUAUUAUGGCCCGGUAAAAUAGCAAGUCGCAGGUUGCCGUAGUCCGCGUUAUGGUUAUUGCUGUUGUGGUUUAAGUACUGAUCCUGUCAACUGGUGACAGGCGCGUUCCUGCGGGAAGGACUCGCUUCUUUUUGCAGAAGACGGAAACAGGUUUGUUAAGUUUGGCGAACGAAAUAAAAUGAAAGAGAAAAUGAAUCUGCCACCGCCACACAUCUGCAAAUAUACGUAAACACUGGCGCGCUUGUCACAAGUUAACACCUUUUAAACCCUAAUUCCAAUGUGCAUUUUCAUCGUCGCCUCGUAGGAACUUAGACGACAUAGUUGGAUGCUUUUCAUGUAUCACGGAAUAUAUCAUUUAUUAGCCCCUUUAUGUACUAGAACGACUUUCUGCCACAGUGAAAACAACGCCAAUACUUGAUUUAUUUAACAGGACAGCGACUGGAAAUCUGUAAGUCCUCCCGGUAUAAAAAGGGAGUGACGCUGGAAAAAUGGCAUUUGAAGAAGAUGGUUUUCCUCCACCCAGCGUGUUCACCAUGGAGUACUCCUCCUGGGCCGUGCGCUAUGCCUUGAUUGGUGUGGGUUUCACGUUUUACAGUGUGGUAUUCCUCCUUUCCCACAUCGUCUCGGCCACCUGCUUCCAGACGUACAGCCUCCUGUUCCCUAAGGAGAAGGUGUUCUGGAAUCUGGCGGCUACACGGGCUGUGUUUGGUGUCCAGAGCACGAUCGCCGGGCUUUGGACACUCACGCAGGACAGCGCCUUGUCUGCAGACAAGGUGGCCGGCCAGGAGGACUGGUCCUGGUUUAACAUCCUGACCGCCACGGGCUUCUUCCUGUUCGAGAAUGUAGCGCUGCACGGCUCCAACAUGGUUUUCAGAACCUUGGACCUACCCCUGGCCACACACCACUUCUUCGCCUUGGCUGGGUAUGUGGGGGCUGUGGUGUGGGACUCUGUGGGUCACUUCCUCCCCAUGGUGACGCUUCUCCUGGAGAUGAGCACCCCAUUCACCUGCAUCUCCUGGAUGUUCCUCAAGGCCGGCUGGGCCCACACACUGUUCUGGAAGGCCAACCAGUGGAUGAUGAUCCACAUGUUUCACUGUCGCAUGGUGCUGACUUACUACAUAUGGUGGGUGAGCUGGUGUCACUGGGACGGCAUCACGCUCAACGUGGCCCUCCCCCACCGCCUGCUCUUUUUCACCGGCCUGGCCCUGCUCACUGUCUUAAUCAAUCCCAUCUGGACACACAAGAAGACCAUGCAGCUUCUCACACCAGUUGACUGGAACUUCAGGGGAGAACCAAACCAUAAGUCCAACAAGCCCCAUUCCAGUUAGUGUGGCCAGGAAGUAAGGAAGCCUUUAGCCUGUCUGUGAAGGCUUCUUAGCGAGUCUGCACUGCACCUGUAAGCUGUCGGUGUGUUUUAUUUUUGACGUGAGUUUAUCUUGGAUUCAGAAGCCAGUUAUUUGCAUGACGGAUAUCUGGGUUUUCAACUUCUGUGUUUUCGGACGGUGUUCAGGUUAUAACAUGCAAGCACAUUUGCACAGUUAGCCACGCAGCAGCAACGUAAAGGAUGUCACGUUCACCACCAAGUGUUGAACAAAGCAUCCGGUUUUUGUUAGGGUAUGAGUAUCUGUGGGAGGCAUUUUCGGCUGGGUUUUGGCUCCUGAGUAUCCGCCUCGUAGAAAAGCCUUUUCUCUUUCUAUUUAAACGUAAAUGGCAUCAUUUUUCAGUGCCCUGUCAUAUUGAUGACCUCGCGAUGCCCCUUUCGAUGUCAUUCUGUUGUGCUCAGCUCAUCUUAAUUCUUAACUGAACAUGCCCUUCGACUUCUUCCUUCAAAGGAUAUUUCAACUUGCAUUUGACCAACGAAACGGAAAAAGAGGAAACGAAAAAAAACCAUCUGCUGAAUGAAUUCUAUAACCACAGCCUUUGUUAUUGCAUGGGCCUGAUAUUGAUUGUGUGAAUCUGCUGUUGUUUUGCACUUGAAUUAUUGGGCUGUCAUAUAGAAAGGUUGGGAAGUAUUGGGACACUGGCUAUUACACCCACAGGAACAAGUUAUACCAAGACAUCUUGCAGCUGUUAAAGCUGAAAAGGGGGACCGUCUCCAUAAUUAUUGACACGUAUGUAUUUAGAAUGGGACGUCAUAAAAGUUCCUGUGGGUGUAAUGGCCAGGUGUCCCAGUACUUUUGUCCGUAUAGUGUAGAUUUUUGAGCAGAGGUGUGCAGUUUAAUUCACUGGUGUUUCUGUGCAUGUUUUGGUUUCAUACGGUGCUUUUGCUAAAUUUAUCAAAGAACAAGGACUGAUUUUGCUGUAACCCAAAGCCGCCAUGUGAUUUAAAAGAGGAAGAACUCGACGAUGGACCCUUCCUGGUGACUGCUGCUGGCUGCAGCACAUGUCACAUCUUUUGACUGCAAGGUGAUAUUUGUCAUAUUAAAGGUCAGUAAUUGUUCUUUUUUCACUGAUUGUUAUUGUGUUACCAUGUAUUGUCUAUGUCAUGGCAAAUACCCCCAGUAUUCUUACCAGAUGUUACUUACACAAGGGACAUGAGAGGAACCAUGCUAUAGAUUGCAGGCCGCCCCCCGCUCCAUCAGUACGAAGCCGCGCACUUGCUUCAUUGUGGUGUUCCGCACGCAGGGAAAGUGCGUGCUCUGAGAGGGGAAUCUCCCCAGUAUAGAAGGCUACGCUUGUCUGCAGCGUAAACACACUCGCCCGCGGCUGGCAUGAGAAGCUGUGGGGUGUGUCCUGAAGGCACAGCUCUGGGCUGCUAAACGCUUCGGGUUCACCUGAGAUCCCCUUCUGUUGUUAAAAUGCUCAGUUUUUGUGUGUCUUUGUAAAUGUAGAAGUGUAGAAUGCCCCCCCCCCCCAUUGUUUGGCUGACAUUCUUUAGUUCUGAUCCCCUUUGUUGUUUUUUGUUUUUUUAUGCUAAACUUGAAGUAAACAAAGUUCUAUUCUGCCUAUGUAUGGUAAAUGGAUUGUAUAACAAGGAAUUUAAGGUAUAGCUACUGAUCUUCCGCACUCACUAGCCACCUCCCUUGAAUGCCUCUUUGUUUUUCAGUAAACUGAUUCCUUUGUGAGUCAAAUUGUGUUUUACUUAAAGGACCACAGCGAAUUUAGUACAAUACUCUCUGGCUGUUAAAACAAGAACUAAAAGUCUGGUUGAACUUCACACCAAUAUAUUCACUGGCAGUAUACUUACCAUGAGUAAUAAUCGAAAUGUACAAAUUUUUUUAUGAUACUCAUAAAAUUCAUUCAUAUAAGUCUUUCAGUUGUAGUGAGUGUGAAAUGUUUGAGAUUUUAAUUACCUGUGGUCAAGGGCAUAGCUUUUGGUUGAGCAUUUGGGGGGGUUGUUUUGGCUGGUUUUGAUUAUUGGGGGGGGGGGGGGGGUGGUGGUAGCAACACAUUAAGUAAUAAUACCGCAGUAUGUAAUAGCUCAAUAGAAUGUAACAAAUUGAAUGAUGGUAAUAAUUAAGAAUAACAAUAGGGCGAUGUCGCAAUAUAAAAUUAUGAUAUUGUCUAUAGCUUCGUAACAUUUUGUCCAGUUAUUACACAAUGCUGCACGGUGUGUGACAGCCCAUAAUGUAAUAACAUCAUAUUGUGUGAUUACAUUUUGUAGAGUUGUUACAUGAUGUGGUGUAUCAGUGGGUCACAACACGCAUGGCCCCCCAUAAUUAUACCCAUGCCUGUGGUAAUCUGAUAAUUAAAUCUCCUGUGAACAGUUUACAUGCAUUGCUUUAAUGGCUGCCUUUUAAAAUCUUCCAUGUUCUAGGCAUACUGCACAGCACUGUAAUAAUAUGGUAAAAAUCUCCAUUAAGGUGUGUAAUAAAAAAUGUAAUUUUGAA